Molecule: messenger RNA, 2279 nt
Organism: Striga asiatica
Lineage: Eukaryota; Viridiplantae; Streptophyta; Magnoliopsida; Lamiales; Orobanchaceae
Source: the annotation of a GenBank genome assembly
AUGGGGAAUACUUGUGUGGGGCCCGCCAUCACCAAAAAUGGAAUCUUCCAAUCAGUCUCUGCUGCCAUGUGGCGGUCCCGGAUCCCCACCCCCAAUGCCGGCGAAGAGAGCUCUCACCAAGACAAGCCAGAUAUCGAGCCCGUUCAGAGCACACCCCCCGAACAACUAACAAUGCCAAAGCCCGAACAAGAACCGAAAAAUCAAGAACCAAAAGAAAAAGAAGAAGAAGAAGAAGAAGAAGAAAUGGAAAACAAGCCGGAAAAGCCGAUGAAGAGGAACACGAGCGCGGGACUCAGAACAGACUCAGUCCUCCAGGGCAAAACCGGGAACUUGAAGGAAUUCUUCAGCAUUGGUAAAAAACUUGGGCAGGGGCAGUUUGGGACUACUUUCAUGUGCGUUGACCGGUCAACGGGCACGCAAUACGCGUGCAAGUCGAUCGCCAAGCGGAAGCUGCUGACCGAUGAUGACGUGGAGGACGUGAGGCGGGAAGUACAGAUAAUGCACCAUUUAUCGGGCCACCCAAACGUGAUAUCAAUAAAGGGGGCAUAUGAAGAUGCUGUGGCUGUGCAUGUGGUGAUGGAGUUAUGUGCUGGCGGGGAGCUUUUUGACAGGAUUAUAAAACGGGGCCACUAUACGGAGAGGAAAGCGGCUGAGCUGACUAGGACGAUAGUUGGGGUGGUAGAGGCGUGCCAUUCGCUAGGGGUGAUGCAUCGGGAUUUGAAACCCGAGAAUUUCUUGUUUGUGGACAAUAAGGAGGAGUCGCUACUCAAGACUAUUGAUUUCGGGCUCUCGGUUUUCUUCAAGCCCGGGGAAAAAUUUAAUGAUGUGGUGGGAAGUCCAUAUUAUGUUGCACCUGAAGUUCUUAGAAAGCGUUAUGGUCCUGAAGCUGAUGUGUGGAGUGCCGGAGUCAUUGUCUACAUUUUACUGAGUGGAGUUCCCCCAUUUUGGGCUGAAAGCGAGCAAGGAAUAUUUGAGCAAGUCCUGCAUGGUGAGCUUGACUUCUCAUCUGACCCUUGGCCGAGUAUAUCCCAAGAUGCAAAAGAUUUGGUAAGGAAAAUGCUCGUGCGGGACCCAAAACGGCGUUUAACUGCCCAUGAAGUCCUGUGCCACCCGUGGGUUCAAGUUGAUGGUGUGGCGCCUGACAGGCCUCUUGACUCUGCAGUUUUAAGUCGCAUGAAACAUUUUUCUGCAAUGAAUAGACUCAAGAAAAUGGCUCUUAGGGUUAUUGCAGAGUCCCUAUCUGAAGAUGAAAUUGCCGGGCUAAAAGAAAUGUUUAAGAUGAUAGAUACGGAUAACAGUGGUCAAAUCACGUUUGAAGAACUCAAGGUUGGACUAAAGAGAGUUGGUGCCAACCUAAAAGAGUCUGAGAUUUAUGAUCUAAUGCAAGCGGCUGAUGUCGAUAACAGUGGAACAAUUGAUUAUGGAGAGUUUAUAGCCGCAACAUUGCAUCUCAACAAAAUCGAGAGAGAGGAUCACCUUUUUGCUGCUUUCUCGUACUUCGAUAAAGAUGGGAGUGGUUACAUCACCCCUGAUGAGCUUCAACAAGCUUGUCAAGAGUUUGGUUUUGAUGAUUCUCGCCUUGAAGAGAUGAUCCGAGAAGUUGACCAGGACAAUGAUGGCCGUAUUGAUUAUAACGAGUUUGUUACUAUGAUGCAAAAGGGGAACCCAAUAUCUGGUGCUGGUAAAAGAGGAUUGGAGAAUAGCUUCAGCUUAAAUAUUCGGGAGGCAUUGAAACUGACAUAAUCCUCCUCCUGCAAUGAUUCUUUCAUUUCCCGUCAUUCUUUUUUUCCCUUUUUGCCCUUCAUUGGGAGAAUCUAUGGUGUUGUGAGUUUGUUGAGUAAAGAAAAGCUGGGGCAUGGAGAGCGUUGAAAAUAUUGGAAAUGUCGCUCCACCCACAUUUAACCAUUACUGUUUCGAUCUCUCCUUCUAUUUCUUUCCUUCUUUCUUUCUUUCUUUUUAUUUGUUUUUUGUUGCAUAAGUUAUCUUGUAUACUGCAUGAAGACACUAGAAUACCUUCUCUCUUUUCUUUUUUCUUUCUUUCUUUUUUUCCUUGUAAUAUUGUAUUCAGGCAAUGUGGAAAGGCAUAAUUUGAGCACCUGUUUCUUGACAUGUGAUGUUGCUUCCAUUUUGUUCGUGUGCCUGGGUUGGAUAUAAUGGGCUUUGAGAUUUGGGUGGAUAGAGGUGCCAUUGCAGAUGAUUCAUGAUUUAUUAGAAUGAACACACUGCUAAACUUUUACUACAUUUUAAACGGUACUGAUAUUUGUUUAUUUAUUUGUUUA